Molecule: messenger RNA, 1399 nt
Organism: Pomacea canaliculata
Lineage: Eukaryota; Metazoa; Mollusca; Gastropoda; Architaenioglossa; Ampullariidae
Exons: 6
Coding region: 75-1259 (394 amino acids)
Source: RefSeq, a predicted model, not a curated record
UACAGCUACUCCCCAUCCCUGCACUUAUACAGGUGGUUCCGGGUCGUUGCAUCCCAUUCCCACCAGGUGUAAUCAUGAGUCAUACACCUGUUGUCAUCAUCAACUCUGAAGGCCAUAGGCCAACAGGUUUAUCAGGGAAACGAACUCUUAUUCCUGGAAGCCUGCCUACAGAAAUGAUGCCUUCCAAAUAUGUUGUCACUUUAAAACCUCCACCCGGGAAAGAUUGGCUCUCAAAAACUAAAGAGGAUGAGAAAAGCUUGAAGCCAUCCAGUAACUGUAAAAGGACGGACAAGCACUUGUUCCUUGGGAAGUAUAAAGGACAAGGUAAAAGGAAGAAGCUGCUGUUGGCACCAAUGGUUCAGCAAAGUGAGAGCGACUUUCCUAAAAUUUCCUUGACAAUAAAAAGAUUGGAAGAAAAUCCAGAUACUGAUGCAGCAUCAUCUGUACCCAGUGAACAAGCUCCAGUAUCAAAUCAGCAGUACAUGAUUGUUUCCAUGGAUGACUUGCUGAAACCAUUCUCCAAAACCUAUCCUGGCCUUAGCCAAGAACCAUUCAGUCUGCACAGAAAUGGAAAUAAUACAACUGCCAGCAGACAGCACCAGACGUGGACCACCACAUGUGGCCAACAGCCAACAGACUUUCAUUGUACCUCAGAAGUGAAACAAGAGGUCACCAAUGAUCAAGAAGAAGGUACUAAAUGCACUGAGCAGCUAGUGACUUGUACUGUGAAGAAAGAACCAGAAACAGAGCUUCUGUCAUCACACUGUUGUCCACAUCAGGGGAAAUCACGCAGUGAGGUAAGAUUACUUCAGCCAAAGUGUGAGCCACAAAGUUUAAGUACUUGGGGAUAUUCAGCGACAGACAGUCAAGAUCAUCACAUCAACAUGAUAAAUCCUGUUUGCAUAAAGAACGAACCUCAGGAUUUUGAGACAUUGUCACACACUGAGCCUGUGACAAAGAUUGGUAAUCAUAGCAAUGGGAUCAACACAAGAGCUGAGAUUUUAAAGCCUCAAAGUGAAAAAGUAUCUUUCUUGAAUUUGUUACACCCUGAUUCCAUUAAAAAAGAACCUGGAGACUUUGAGACAUCAUGGAAUGCAGAGAGAGCAACACUUACAACUUGCUGUAGUUUUGAAUGUAAAAUAGAAACGGAGAUUUAUCCUACAGGAUUGUAUCACAAUGUUCACUAUGCCAGUGACAAUGUGAACAAAGUUUCUUGUGCAGGUGAUCCUUCUGAGCAGUGUACAACCAUUUCUGCAUGAGAUCAAAGCAAAGGAUGAUGCAGACUUGUUAAAGCUCUUAAAAAUUAUUUUCAAACCAAUAACUAAGCUAUAUAGGCAAAAUCUGUAAAAUAUAUAUUGUUGAAAAAUAAAUGUACAUUAAAAAAUAAUGUGUUCUAGAA